Molecule: messenger RNA, 1103 nt
Organism: Brassica napus (rape)
Lineage: Eukaryota; Viridiplantae; Streptophyta; Magnoliopsida; Brassicales; Brassicaceae
Product: dehydrodolichyl diphosphate synthase complex subunit NUS1
Exons: 8
Coding region: 148-918 (256 amino acids)
Cellular component (GO): dehydrodolichyl diphosphate synthase complex; endoplasmic reticulum membrane
Molecular function (GO): ditrans,polycis-polyprenyl diphosphate synthase [(2E,6E)-farnesyl diphosphate specific] activity
Source: RefSeq, a predicted model, not a curated record
UGACAAGUAAAGUUAGGACACACGUGAAAAGAGUUUGAACCCUGAGACGCUCAGAUAGAGAGUUAGUUUGCUAAGAGGCUUAAGCCAACUAUCACCAAAACUAAGAUUCUGGGUGUGAUCCAGAGGCUAGUAGACCCUCGAAAAUAUAUGGAUUUCAAUGACCCGAUGCUGCUCCUGAGUUCCCGGAUUGGUCAAAUUGGUGAUCUUGGUCUUGAUUUGCUAUGGCGUUUCUUACACAUAGUUGUGAGCUUAUUCCACAUCGUCUCUGGCAUCUUUGAGGCAAUCCAAAGCUAUGCGAUCUCGUUAGGACUGAUUCAGAAGUACAGCUCCAUCGACAUUGAGAAACUCAUGUGUCUGGCUGUUGUAGUGGAUAUCGAAGUAGCUCGAGAUGUUGCCAAGGUUGUUGAGCUUUUACAGUGGUUAAAGACCAUUGGGGUGAAACAAGUUGGUCUGUUUGACUCCCAAGGUUUGUUGAAGAAGUCCAAGGAUAUGAUCCUUGAACUGGUGCCAGGUUCAAUGUUGUUACAGGAGACUGGUGAAAAGGACAUUUCUCCUGACCGGAAGGAGGGCAUUGCUAUAGAGUUCAUUUCUUCGUCGGACAACAAAGAAGCUGUUGUGAAGGCAGCCAACAUACUACUUCAGAGACACUUGAAAGCCAGCCAUCCUGAGAAGGAUGAAGGGGACAACGUUUUUACUGAGUCUCAUUUGAAUGAAGCUUUAAGAGUUGUUGGUGAGAACGUACAUGUACCUGAUCUUAUGCUGGUUUAUGGACCUGUGAGGAGCCAUCUCGGUUUCCCUGCUUGGAGACUUCGAUACACUGAGAUCGUACAUAUGGGAUCGUUGAAGUAUAUGAGAUAUGGUUCCCUUCUGAAGGCAAUCCACAAAUUUACAGGAGUGCGCCAAAACUAUGGGGUUUGAUGAUGAUUGUCCGGGCGCAGAUGGUGUUAUAGAGAUUAGUUUUUGGUUUGUGAUUCACAUAUAUGUCGUUUCAAAUGAGACAUGGAGUUACUAAUCUAGUGCUGCCACCAUUAUUGCAAAUUUGUUCACAUUUUGUUCUGACAACCAGUAAUGCUACAGAGUUCAUUGCAUAGAAUUUGAUUACA